This is a messenger RNA of Thermochaetoides thermophila DSM 1495, 393 nucleotides long. RefSeq lists its product as uncharacterized. The transcript has 3 exons. Bases 1 to 393 code for a protein of 130 amino acids. The record is from RefSeq and is a predicted model, not a curated record. Lineage: Eukaryota; Fungi; Ascomycota; Sordariomycetes; Sordariales; Chaetomiaceae.
AUGACCUUGCCUGCUUCUACUCUGAAGUGUUUUCAAACUCCAAGAGUUUACCCCCGGGAGCUUACGAACCGUAUCUACGAAUGUCUCACCGCCUACAUCUCCGUCAUCAAGGCGGAGCCAGAAAGCCAUGUCCAUGAUCUCCAGAAAGUCAAUUCCUCUACUCCCCCGGAGGACAUCCCCUAUACCAUUUAUCGUACGAAGGAAGCAGCCCGGUGCGCCGCAAAGCAGCUCAGCAUCCUUAGGAGAUGGGCAAGCAAAGAGAACGUCGUACUCGGCGCUACCUCACGCUUUGAGGACCGCAGCCCUACCCGUUCUUUCCGGAGUGGCCCAGCAGCAGAACCAAAGAACCCAGUCAAGACAGGAGCCGAGCUCACCGUCACCCAUAACGCCUAG